GGCGGGGCGGGGCGGAGCGGAGCGGAGCGGGCUGCGGUGGCGGCGACAGGAUCAGUCGAGGCGUAUUACGUUCCAGCGCCGCUCCUGCUGCUGCUGCUGUUGUUGCGGGUCCUUGGACUCCAGUGGUGCCUGGGUGAGCGGACUGUCGCGCGCAUCUUUCCUCCCUCGCGCCUUUCCAGUUGCGAAAGAGGCGGCGGCGGCGGCGCUGCUAGAGCGAGGCGGCUGGGGAAGCCGGAAAGGCCAGGCGGUCGCUGACUGCAGCAGAGGGCUUAGCAAGCAGGAGCCUGGCCAUGAGCCGCACGUGUGGGAUCUAAAGCCUGCCCUUGUUGUCGCCGCUCCCCAUUGCUCCCAUUGGAAGAGCAUGCUUUGCGCCCAGCCCGGCUUUCUCCAGAAUCUGUAUCAGAACAGGUUAUUAGGCCUGGCUGCCAUGGCAUCCCCAUCCAGGAACUCACAGAACCGGCGUCGUUGCAAAGAACCUCUGAGGUACAGCUAUAACCCUGACCAGUUCCACAACAUGGACAUUGGAAAUGGGCCCCAUGGGACAGUCACUAUUCCACGCUCAACCAGUGACACAGAUUUGGUCACUUCAGAUAGCCGGUCUACACUCAUGGUCAGCAGUUCCUAUUAUUCCAUAGGACAUUCGCAGGAUCUAGUGAUUUAUUGGGAUAUAAAAGAAGAAGUAGACGCAGGUGACUGGAUUGGCAUGUAUCUCAUUGAUGAGGUCCUGUCAGAAAACUUCUUGGACUACAAAAAUCGUGGGGUGAAUGGCUCUCACCAAGGCCAGAUUAUCUGGAAAAUUGAUGCCAACUCUUGCUUUGCAGAAUCUGAAACAAAGAUCUGCUUCAAAUAUUAUCAUGGAGUAAGUGGGGCACUGCGUGCAACAACUCCCAGUGUGACAGUGAAGAAUAAUGCAGUUCCUGUUUUUAAAAACAUCACCAGUGAAGAUGCAGUCCAGGGGCAUGGAAGCAGAAGGCUGAUCAGUUUCUCCCUCUCAGAUUUCCAAGCUUUCGGUUUGAAGAAAGGCAUGUUCUUCAAUCCAGACCCUUACCUUAAAAUUUCAAUCCAACCUGGAAAGCAUAGCAUUUUCCCAGCUCUUCCUCACCAUGGACAGGAAAAAAGAUCCAAGAUUAUAUGUAACACUGUCAAUCCCAUCUGGCAAGGAGAGCUGUUCAGCUUUGUUUCUCUGCCUACUGAUGUUCUGGAAAUAGAGGUGAAGGACAAGUUUGCAAAAAGUCGACCAAUCAUUAAGCGUUUUCUGGGAAAGCUUUCCAUGCCAGUACAACGACUACUAGAAAGACAUGCCAUAGGGGACAGGGUUGUUAGCUACACACUGGGACGUAGGCUCCCAACAGAGCAUGUCAGUGGCCAGCUGCAGUUUCGAUUUGAGAUAACCUCUUCAAUCCACCCAGCAGAUGAUGAAGAAGUCUCUAUUGCUGCAGAUAUUGAAUCAAUUGAAUUCCAAGGAAGCCCCAUUAAUAUCUCAGCAGAGGAAAUCCUUAGCGAGCCUCCAUGCACCAGCACCGUGAACUCAGAAAGUGCAGCUCCAGAAAAGCUAAAUGAAUGUCCAGUAAUCUGCAUCAGUGUUGGCAACUCUGGAUCUGGGGAGCCCACCUUGAACUGCUUCUUCAAAGAUGAGCUAGCGGGAAAUAGAGAGAUUGAUGCCAUACCAGCAGACACAAUUAAUCUCUUGGAAUCCAUCCCAGUGGAAAUAAUGCCUUCCCUGAGUGCUGUGGACCUCAGUGAACAACUACCUUUGCUGGCAUGUACGCCUCCAGAAUCUGAAGUUAGAGAAAACAAUAAAGUUAAUUCUGUUACUCAGGGAGACAAUGACAUCUUUAUCAGUAUAGAAGCCUUAUCUAUUGAUGAGAUGAGUGGAGAUGCUCAAGUUGUCAAGGAUCUAGAGAAGAGUCAGGAUGAUGAAGGGGCUUCAGCCCAGGAAGACCAGGAUGAGAAUGAUGAUGAAAAGGAGAGCAAGCUACAACUAAGGACCAUGGUGAAAAGAAAAAGCAGGCCUUGUUCCUUGCCUGUGUCAGAACUUGAAACAGUGAUUGCAUCUGCCUGUGGGGAGCCUGAGACUCCUCGUACGCACUACAUAAGAAUACACAAUCUCUUGCACAGUUUGCCUUCUGCCCAGUUUAGCAGUGAUGAUGGAGAAGAGGAGGAGGAACAACAAGGCAGCGUAAUAGAGAAUGAUGAGGAACUGACAGUGAGGGAAGUGUCAGAGAAGGAUUUAGUUAGUGAGACUGAAACAGUAUUGGCUGAACCUCCUCAGGAGAACUCAGUGGAAGAGAACUUUGUUCAUGGAACUGUUCCACGCAGCACCUCCAUUGAACACCUUGCUGAUUUAAAUGAACAAACAUUGGAUAACGAAGGGCCAAGAACUGAAAGUGACAGUGAACUGAGUCCUAGACCACAUGGUGACCCUGAGUGUGAAAUGUGUGAUACAUCCUGUUACAGCACUUCCUGCUAUAGCACUUCCUGCUAUAGUACCUCCUGUUACAGCACAUCCUGUUACAGCACUUCUGGUCAGGAGAGUGCCAACCGAUUUUCAAGCCAUACCAGGUUCUCUUCUGUUGACAGUGCAAAGAUUUCUGAGAGCACAGUUUUUUCUUCACAGGAUGAUGAGGAAGAGGAAAAUAGCGCUUUUGAAUCAGUGCCAGAUUCGGGUCAAAGCCCUGAGGUGGACAGGGAACAGCUGGAUGGCUCUACCCACUGGCCUGAGGAAUUGGUAGUUCAUGGAACAAAUCUACAGGGAACUGCAGAAAGUAUAGAGUCUCCAGUUGCAGGCCCAAGCAUCAGAAGAGAAGGUGAUUGCCCUUUGCUCCAUAAUUCUCAACCAGUCAACCAGCUUCCUUCCCUGAGACCUGAUCACCAUCAGUACCCAACUGUUGAUGAGCCUCUUCCACCAAACUGGGAAGCUCGGAUAGACAGCCAUGGACGAGUAUUUUACGUGGAUCAUGUAAAUAGAACCACAACUUGGCAACGUCCUACAGCGGCAGCUACUCCUGAUGGAAUACGCAGAUCUGGAUCAAUCCAACAGAUGGAGCAACUCAAUCGGCGAUAUCAAAAUAUUCAGCGAACUAUUGCUACAGAGAGAACAGAGGAGGACAUUAUUGUCAACCAUCUGGUGGAAAGGCUCCCUCCUGGAGGAGGCAGUGAUUCUGAAGCAGACCCUUCCCAGGCAAAUACAGAAAUUAGGAGAGAAAUACCCAUUUCACCUGUGAACUCUCAAAAAAUCACUUUGUUGCUGCAGUCACCAGCUGUAAAGUUCAUUACGAAUCCUGAAUUCUUCACAGUGCUGCAUGCAAACUACAGUGCCUAUCGAGUUUUCACCAACAGCACCUGCUUGAAACAUAUGAUUCUGAAGAUCCGCAGAGAUGCUCGUAAUUUUGAGCGAUAUCAGCAUAAUAGGGAUCUAGUAAAUUUCAUUAACAUGUUUGCUGACACACGGCUGGAACUUCCACGAGGCUGGGAGAUCAAAACUGAUCAACAAGGCAAGUCUUUCUUUGUUGACCACAACAGCCGUGCUACCACUUUCAUUGAUCCCAGAAUUCCACUUCAGAAUGGCCGCCUACCCAAUCACUUGACCCACAGACAGCACCUUCAGAGACUCCGUAGUUACAGUGCUGGAGAGGCAUCAGAAGUCUCUCGCAACAGAGGGGUCUCUUUGUUGACCAGACCAGCCAACAGCCUAGUGGCAGCAAUUCGAAAUCAGCACCAUCAUGAAUCCUUGCCUCUUGCAUACAAUGACAAAAUUGUCGCAUUUCUACGCCAGCCUAAUAUUUUUGAAAUGCUGCAGGAGCGUCAGCCAAGUUUGGCAAGGAACCAUGCACUCAGGGAGAAGAUCCACUAUAUUCGGACAGAGGGUACACAUGGACUUGAAAAGUUGUCUUGUGAUGCAGAUUUAGUAAUACUGCUGAGUCUUUUUGAAGAAGACAUUAUGUCCUACAUUCCUCUUCAAGCAGCCUUCCAUCCUGGCUACAGCUUUUCCCCUCGCUGUUCACCUUGCUCAUCACCUCAGAAUUCUCCAGGCCUGCAGCGGGCCAGUGCAAGAGCACCUUCUCCUUAUAGGAGGGACUUUGAAGCCAAGCUUCGCAAUUUUUAUCGAAAACUAGAAGCUAAAGGAUAUGGCCAGGGUCCAGGUAAAAUUAAAUUAAUAAUAAGGCGUGACCACUUGCUGGAAGGCACUUUUAAUCAGGUGAUGGCUUACUCACGGAAGGAGCUCCAAAGAAAUAAACUCUAUGUUACAUUUGUUGGGGAAGAAGGCUUGGAUUACAGUGGCCCAUCCCGGGAAUUCUUCUUCCUUCUUUCUCAGGAGCUCUUCAAUCCUUACUAUGGCCUGUUUGAGUAUUCAGCCAAUGAUACUUACACUGUACAGAUCAGCCCCAUGUCAGCAUUUGUAGAAAAUCACCUGGAAUGGUUCCGAUUUAGUGGUCGUAUCCUUGGCCUUGCUCUUAUUCAUCAGUACCUACUUGAUGCUUUCUUCACAAGACCAUUCUACAAAGCAUUGUUAAGGCUGCCUUGUGACCUUAGUGACUUGGAGUAUCUGGAUGAGGAAUUCCACCAAAGUUUACAAUGGAUGAAGGACAACAUCAUCACUGAUAUUCUGGACCUCACUUUCACAGUGAAUGAAGAAGUGUUUGGACAGGUAACAGAAAGAGAGUUGAAAUCUGGAGGUGCAAAUACACAAGUGACUGAAAAGAACAAGAAGGAAUAUAUUGAAAGAAUGGUUAAGUGGCGAGUAGAAAGAGGGGUUGUUCAGCAAACUGAGGCACUAGUUCGUGGCUUCUACGAAGUUGUAGACUCAAGGCUUGUCUCAGUUUUUGAUGCUAGAGAGCUAGAAUUGGUUAUCGCUGGCACUGCUGAAAUCGACCUUAACGAUUGGCGCAAUAACACAGAAUAUCGGGGUGGUUACCAUGAUGGCCACAUAGUAAUACGAUGGUUCUGGGCAGCAGUAGAGAGGUUCAACAAUGAGCAAAGACUACGGUUGCUGCAGUUCGUUACUGGAACAUCUAGCGUCCCUUAUGAAGGCUUUGCAGCCCUUCGAGGGAGCAAUGGGCUACGGCGCUUCUGUAUAGAGAAAUGGGGUAAAAUAACAUCACUCCCCAGGGCCCAUACUUGUUUCAAUCGCCUGGAUCUUCCACCCUACCCAUCAUAUUCUAUGCUGUAUGAAAAGCUGUUGACAGCUGUUGAAGAAACUAGUACCUUUGGACUUGAAUGAAAAAAAAAACAGGUUUUCAAUCAUUUCCUUGUCAACGACAUCGUUCCCUCCUGCUGCCAUAUGAAUUUGAUUUUCAGUAUUUUUAUUUCUGGUGGAAAAGACAGGAGAAAUAAAAGCUGUGCAUGAAGAACAGCCUUCCUUUAAGAACUAACCUUCAUGCUUUUCAUCUUUAAUUCCCAAUGGACAACUACCCUGUAUGCAAUAUGAAAACAAGGUCUCCGUGUAUCUACACAUACCUCCAUUAGUAACAAUGAUAUACGAAUGCAAGUUAUGCUACACUUGACCAAAUGUUAAUAAAUGUUUUCUUCCAUCUAUGUUAAUUAAAAAAGAACAUUCAUCAAGCAUUCCAAGCUAUAUGCUCAUCCUUUGCAUCUUAAUGGUAGGUUGCAUCUUAAUUGUAUUAAGUCUUCACCAUUGAAAGUUGGUCAAGGGCCUCGUUCAUUUGUCCUUGAUUUUUUUUGUACAUAUCAUACAAAGGUGAAAAACAUUUAUGAGCAAAAUUGAAUUUUUUAAUGUGAACUCAUAAUUCAAAUGAGCUACAUCAGUUGGAAUUGGGCCAGACAUGUGGUGCAGAUAAGUUAUUCAAAGCAACAAAACUAACCUGCAGUGCAAUGCAGAAUAUGUCAAUGAUUAUUAGUAACUGUUAAAUGCUAUAAUUGAAAUACUUACAGAUCUACUGAGGUAUAAACAAGAGCUAAUUGUUACUGAAAUAAACACGGAUUUGGGGGACUCAAGGAUGUCUUAUUACCUAGUGUAACAGACAGCACCGCUUCAAUUAUUGUACAUAACAAAAAAUAAGAGGAUGAAUAUUAUGUUUCUUUGUAUCUUCCCAUUCUGCUUAUCAAUUCUUUGUUUUUUGAUGUUCCGUUUCCUAACAGAAAAGAAAUAUAGACAAUCCUGCACUAUGUAUUGGAAGCCAUUAUUGAAACUAUAAUGAGUGGCUUUGUUUCAUUUCUCUUUGAUCUCAAAUAUCACAGAAUUAGUUUUGUAUAAAACAAUUACGCCUAACUAUAUUAUAUAUGAAGCUGCAGAGGAUGAUUGAGUUGAAAUAAUUUGAAUAAGAGGAUAAUCUUCAGAUCUAUUAUCUAAACAUCUGAAAUCUGAUAAAGUUCCAGUGGCCGGUAUAGCAGUUUUUGGGGUGUACUGAAGAGUCUAAACUCCUCUGUACCCAGGUGAAACAACAGAUGGUUAAAGAUUUUGGGCUUCAUUUUCUAUCACCAAAGUCACUGGAAAAGAAGUCAGAUUUAAAAUAAUAUUUCUCUUUUUGUUCACUGCUGCUGCACAAAUUUUCAAAACAUAAUUUGAGAAUAAAGUUGAAGCAUACAUUAGGGAUGAAAUUCAUUGAACUCAAUGAGUUUUAUUUCCAAGUAAGGAUGGAUAUAUGCUAUUUUGUCUUUACUAAAAGUUUGAACUUCUACAGUGCUAUCGUUAAAAAUUCAGUAAGACACAAGUGAUUGUGUAUGUGAUGAAAUUAUCACAGGAAGAAAGCCACCCAGAGUCUAUGGGAGUGGGCAGGUAUAAUAAAUUUAAAAUAAUAAUAAUAAUCAAUGGCCAAUAAAAUUCUAUAUUUGAACAAAGAGCUAUUCACUUGUGAUUUUGCCCUGAAAAUUGAACAUAAAGUAUGAUCACAAGCUGAUCUUGACUCUCAUUUUUUCUUACGAUAAGAAUGGAAAUUAUCUAAAGCUUACUUUAGAACAUAUGAAAGGCAAGGAUAAUAAAAGAAGAUGGAGCUUGCGAGCAAAGCUUGCUCUUUCCUGGGAUCAAGGAACUAGCAAAGAGCCCACAGGAAUACCAAUGAAUAUAGCUAUGGUGUUUCCUCACAUAAUGAUCAUGUGAGAAAAACUAUUUUAUUUAGAAAAGAAAACUUGCAGCUAGUAAACAAGUUGGUCCCUGAUUCAGAUAAGGAGAAAAUUUAAAAAUGGAUUAGCACAAUCCAGUCAAAAUUUAGAAUGCUGAUUCUGUAUUUAAUUGACAAAGAUUUUAACAUGUUCAGCAUUGUCCUUUUAAAACCAGGGAAACAUAAACUUGCUUAUUGUGGCAGGAUCAUGCCUUAAUUAGGUCAUGGUUUUUAGCUAAUCUUAAUUUGAGGUAUAUUUUGUACAUAUUUCAAAAAAGAAAAAAUACAAAAAAAGUCAUUUGCAAUGCCACAUGGGACCUGACAUUACUGGUUCAAACAGGCAUAUGAAGCAUGGAUACAGGUGGCUUGUGUGAAUGCCUUUUAUUAAGGCUAAAAAAAACUUAUUUGAUGAAGAACUUUCCACUCCAAAAGAAAAAUGUCUUUUAAAUGUCUGUUUAGUCUUGUGCUACAUAUUCUGUAAGAAUGAGGAAAUGCAAUGUAAUUUUUAAAGAAAUACUUCAGAUGAGCAGGUUCAGUGAACUUAUUUCCCCAAAGUAAUUUUAGCUUAAAACUACAUUAAAGAAAUCACUCUAGCAAUUUAGAUAGAAUUAUCAUAUUUUGUUAAAACAAUUGCCAUCAAUUGGAAAAAAAAUAACUGUUGAUACCACUUGUGUUUAUUAAGACUUUUUCAACCACAUAUCAUAUAGUAUGUGUUAUAACUGCUGCAGAAAGAUUAUACUAAAGACUUAAGAAUACUACAAAAUAUAUUUGGCACACUCUCUCUGAUUCAAGGGAACUUCUUUGCAAAUUCAUUGAACAAGCGGGAAGCCCAAUAUGACUGUUUAUAAGUCACACAGUAGGUCCCCUGCUGAAAUCCUCUCAAGAUUGGACUAAAUACAUUAUUUGCCCUUUCCUAUGCACAAAAUUCUACUGAAAUUAUUACACCUAAAGCAUGAUUUUUCAUGUGCAAGAUUGAAUCCAGUGUCGCUACACAAGCAUAUUUAUGGUAUUAAAAAUACGGUGUCAUCUGAAAAAAAUAAUGAACACAAGUAAACUAGCCAAGGCACAAGUAUCUAACUGGUUAGUUCCAGGUGGGCCAAAUAUAGCACUAUACAAGAGCUAUCUUAGUAAAAAGCAAAUUCCAGGCUUUACAAAACUGUAUAGCUAAAAUUUUUAAUAUCUUUAAGAGCUAUAUUUUAUUAAAAUUUAAAAGUAUUUUUUGUAGUAUGGUAGAAGAUUUGUAUAUGCUGUGAAGGCAUCUGAAGAGACAUAGUCGUAAAUUCCCACUAAAGACUUUGGUUCAGAUACCACCCAUGUUCUAGGAACUGAAAUAAAAGUUGCAGAUUUGGCCCUCUGAACAUUACUACUGUUGUCAGGCUAAAGGAAUGUUGGAAAUAUGUCAUACUAUUUAUUCCUCAUGCCACCUGAGCAAAACAAUUUUUCAUCUUUUUCAUACCAUUGCAGUAUUAUAAAUUAUUUAUUUCACUAAUUUAUUAUUUUUGGGGAAUGUAACGCCAUAUUAAAUUGUCUGUUACUUAUUGUACAGGUCCAUAAAUAGUAAAAGAAGAGUGCUGUCUUGAGACAGUACUUUUUUGUGGAAGAUAACACAUUUUAGAGAAUAUUCAUUUUGGUCCAAUGUGAAACUGAAGCCAUUCUAACUGAUCUUUCCUGCCCCGUUGUUGUCCUUUAAAUUGGUCAGGAAAUGAGGGAGUGGAUUCCACACAACUCAAAGUACAUGGAAAUGAGUGACACACCAGGAAAAAUACAUAACUUGUCAGGACAUCACUCAACUUAUUACUUUGAUCAAAGCCUUUUCAAAUUUCAAAACAUGAGAAUUUCUACUUGACUUUAUCAGAAAUGAAAAGAUUGUUUUCAGUCUGCUGUAAUUCUUAUUUGCCGUGCACAGUUUAUACACCCAAGCUGUAUUCAUUUUAGCCAUGAUUUCAUAUAACUGACACUUUGUUUCUUGGGCACUUUUGGAAUGGUAUUUUGAGCCACAAAAGUGGAUUCAUCAGAUGUUGAACCACACAGUCAUGGCUUCUGCAGGAUUUCAGUGCCAGGAAACUGGAUGGCUCACUUGAGUCAAGUGCCAAGGAAUUAUGACAUGGGGAUUAAAUAUGGAGUUUUUUCUGGAGGUUUCAUCACACACACACAAAAUGGCAUCACUUCAAAGCAAAACUAAUUAUUUACUCCUAAAAAUAUUAAAGUCAAUGCUUCUAAGCAACUGUGUUAAGAUCACACACCCACACUCAUAAAUCUAAAGUCUUAAGCUCAAUAAUUUGGCAAUAAAUUCUACUGAAAUCAGUAAGUUUUUUCCAUAUUCAGGUAAGUCUUGUUUUUAGAAGAUACUCCCACUUCACCAAACAAAAUGGGGUUCCUUGUUUAAGUAAAAUAUAUCUGUUCUGAAGUAAAUCCUAUUGCAGUCUGUGGACUACUGUCAUUAACUUCAACCACAAGACUGCCUCAGGAAGGAAUUCUCAGCAAAGAUCCACCUCAUUUAAUCUAACGUACCCUACUAAGCCUUUAUAUUCUAAAGAUGGUGCUUUUUACAGUUACUAUUUUUGCACUACUCAGUGAUUAAAAAUUGACUGCAACAUGCUACAAAUCUGGGAUGGCUUUUCCAAGGUCCAAAACGUUGUAUUUUUCCUUUCCCCAUAGUAUGUCAUUGUUCAUUCAAUUUAGACAACAGACCUAGAUAGUAGAUAGUGUCAAUACUGAAGUAUUUGCUAAAUCCCCUGCAGCUUCCAUUCAAUCUAAAACCAAAAGUCUGUUAUGGUUUCAGUAAAGACUUCAUAAAAGUCAGUGGCAGGAAAGGUCCUCCUUAGUGGGCUGAUUUUGCUUCUAUUGACAGGAAAAUGUCACAAUACUCAGGCUGUGCUUUCUAUUCAAUCAUAUCACUGUAAAAGAAUGUCAAUAAAAUCUCUUUGUUAUGGCA
Molecule: messenger RNA, 9993 nt
Organism: Candoia aspera
Lineage: Eukaryota; Metazoa; Chordata; Lepidosauria; Squamata; Candoiidae
Gene: HECW1
Product: HECT, C2 and WW domain containing E3 ubiquitin protein ligase 1
Exons: 28
Coding region: 362-5221 (1619 amino acids)
Biological process (GO): regulation of dendrite morphogenesis; protein polyubiquitination
Cellular component (GO): cytoplasm
Molecular function (GO): ubiquitin protein ligase activity; protein binding
Source: RefSeq, a predicted model, not a curated record